AUGGAUUAUGUUGUUGAAAGAUUUCAUGGACGAUCACUUGCUUUAGCUCAUUCACAAGAAGAAAUUGAAGAAUUAGAUUUAAGAGAUAGUAAUGAAAAAAUAAACGAUGAAAGAAAAUUUGUUCGACGUGGCACAUAUCGUCUUCGCAAAAAUCGAUUGACACCAAAUAUUUUUCAACCAGAUGAAGCAUUACAAACAUUAACAGAAUCAACAAUAAAUAAACAAAGAUUAAUUGAAGAAGUAACGCGAAAAGUUAAAGAAGCUGAAAGUAAAGCACAAGAUCUUAGUAUUAAUAUUCAAUUAAAAGAACAAUUAAUAAAAAGUGUUUAUGCAUCAACUAAAGAUGUCAAAGACACAAAUGAACAAUACGAACAACAUAUUAAAACGUUAGAAAAAGAAGUAGAUAAAGCUAAACAUGAAUAUCAGGAUUUACAAAAAACAAUGCAACAAAUAGCAACGAAAAAUACAAGUGAAAAAUCUAAAUUAGAAAGUGAAUAUCGAAAAAAAUGCGAUAUGGCUAAAGCUCGUCUUGAAUCAUUACAACAAAAAGAAAAACAAUAUCGAGAACUCAUGAAUAAAUUAUCAGGCAAUAGCGAAAAGAGAAUUGCUGAUCUUCAAGCGGCUCUCUUUCGUAUGAAACAACAACAUGAAACAGCUCAAAAACGUAUACGUGAAGAAACGGAAUUAAAAAAUAAAUUUGAACAAGAUCUUGUACGUGAACAACAACGUAUACAAGAAUUAACAAUUCAAAAUGAACAGCAACAAAAAAUUUUAAAAUUAAAAACUGAAGGUCUUGUAGCUGCACAACGAAAAUUACGUGGUGCUCCUAAUGGAAAUAUCAAUGACGGAACAACAACAACGAUGACCACAACAUCAAAUUUUGAAGUUGAAAUGGAAAAAUUAGUGGCGGAAAGAAAAGAAUUAGAAACAUUAAGAGAUGAUGUUCAAAAACGUGAAGAACUUAUUCAAAAACGAGAAUUAUUACUUAAUGAACGUACAGAACUUGAAACAAAAAAAAUGCGUACAAGUCAAGUAUUAAAUAAGAGUUUAAAAUCAGUUAAUGAAAAAUUAAAAACUGUUGAUAAACAACAACCAAAUCAUCAAAUGAUACGUGAACAAUUACUUAAACAAAAACGUUUAUUUACUGAACGUUUAGAACAACAAGAUAGUGUAUUAACACCAUCAGAAGAAAGACGUUUAAUUGAAAUUGAUGAAGCUAUUGAAGCUAUUGAUUUAGCUAUUGAUUAUCAAAAUAAUAUUAUUAAUAAACGAGAACGUGAUGUUCAACAAUCUAUUCGAGCAAGUCAGGGUUCGGAUUCUCCUCUUUUUAAAAUAGGACAAUUAAGUGAAAAUGAAUCUAAAGAACUUUGUCGUAAAUUAUUUGAAAAAGUCAUUGAUCUUAAAGAAGAAGAUAAUAAAAAUCGUCGUGAAUUUGACGAAAUAAAAUCUCAAUUACUUGAACAAACUGAAAUAAUAACUGAAUUACAAUCACGUAUUCAAACAUUAACACUUGAUCAUGAUCGUCGUUUAACAUCUAUUCAACAAGCACAUGAAGAAGAAAAACAAUUAUUACUUGGACAAUUACAAGAAUCAUCAACUCAAAUGAAAGAUCUUGAAAGAGAUUUAUAUUUUUAUAAACAUAAAACAAGAGAAUUACGCAAAUCUAUGGCAACAUCAACAACAAGUGCACUUGAUACAUCAACGUCAUCAACAACAGGUGUUACACGACGAAAAGAAUUAAAUCAAAAUGAAGAUGAUUUUCCAACACAACUACCAACACCAAGAACAGCUGUACAACAACAUCAACCUGCACCAUUUCUUCUUAAAAUAGGUAAUCGAAGUAAUUCAGCACAUCAAAUACAACAAGAUGAAAUUAAAAAACGAUAG
Rotaria sp. Silwood2 is the source of this 1887-nucleotide messenger RNA. The record is from the annotation of a GenBank genome assembly. Lineage: Eukaryota; Metazoa; Rotifera; Eurotatoria; Philodinida; Philodinidae.